Danaus plexippus (monarch butterfly) is the source of this 1531-nucleotide messenger RNA. It is a transcript of the gene cib, whose product is annotated as thymosin beta. Gene Ontology annotation, cellular component: cytosol. The record is from RefSeq and is a predicted model, not a curated record. Gene Ontology annotation, biological process: actin filament organization. Gene Ontology annotation, molecular function: actin monomer binding. The transcript has 6 exons. Lineage: Eukaryota; Metazoa; Arthropoda; Insecta; Lepidoptera; Nymphalidae. The coding region runs from base 170 to 796 and encodes 208 amino acids.
GCCCCUACUGCGGACUGCAAGCCGGUCGCCACUCGUCGUCACAGCACAAUUCGUGCACAACUCUCACCGGCUACAGACCGCACCAUCUACCUCCAGAGGCAUUUCGCCGGUCGAAGCUGUGGACGUGUGAAUUUAUAUCUUCCUAUACAAACUAAUCUAGAUCUCAAAGAUGGCGUGUUCAGUGAGCGACACCCCCGCCCUCAAGGACCUCCCCAAGGUGGCCACGGACCUGAAGAGUCAGCUGGAAGCCUUCAACCCUAGCUGUCUCCGAGACGUCGACACCAACGAGAAGAUAGUGCUGCCUUCUGCUGAAGACGUAGCACAAGAGAAACAGCACACAGCGCUCCUACAGGAUUUAGAACAUUUUCAGAGUUCCUCUCUUAAGAAGACGGAAACCGUCGAAAAGAACAUUCUACCCAACGCUAUAGAUGUCGCCACUGAAAAGACUCAGAAAUCUCUGUUCGACGGCAUCGAGAAGUUCGACUCCAGCCAACUGAAGCACACAGAGACUCAGGAGAAGAACCCGCUACCAGACAAAGAUGUCGUGGCGGCGGAGAAGCAGCACCAGAACCUGCUGGAUGGAGUGGAACACUUCGACAAGACCCAGAUGAAACACGCACACACCGAAGAAAAGAACCCGCUGCCGCCCAUGGAAGCUAUCGAGGCGGAGAAGGAGAAAAACAAAUUCCUGAACGGCAUCGAGAACUUCGACCCCACCAAGCUGAAGCACACGGAGACCUGCGAGAAAAACCCGCUGCCAACCAAGGACGUCAUCGAACAGGAGAAGACGGCCUGAACUCACUCGCAUAUUUAUAACGCAACUAUAUAACGCUAGUAUCGCCGUAUUUUAGACUCGAUAUAAGUUUUAUACUACCGGUCGGCGCUCCCGUUCGUAACUCAUCAACUGUCACCUGUCACCUGUCAAUAUCAACACGUCAGACUGACGUCCGCGGUGACGUCGGCCGGCCUAUCAUUAGAACGUAGGAACCAAAUUUUCUAUGUCACUUUUAAUGAUAUAUAUAUCUGAUAAGUGUAUUUUAUGAGCAUUAUUUAUAAUGAGACGUAUUAAAUUUUAAGAUUGAGUACUGAUUUUAUUUAAGUUGGGAACACACUGCACUCCGCGAUUCGAUUCUUUUCCUCCUCGUGCUUGUGUUCUCUGUCUUUAUAUUAUUGUAAGUUUUAUUCUCGAGAUUCAUAAUGGCUUUGGUCAGUUUAUUUAGGAGUGUAGUUACCAAUACUUUUGGAUCGAAAUUGUUUACUUAUUUAAAUGUGCGAUAGUCGCGAUCGGAUGACGUAGACUAUACCUGAUGCUCAACAAAGCGAAAAUUGUCUAAUUUUAAAGCAAUAAUUGUGUUUUUAUAUUAAAGAGCGAACAAUAAAUUUUUAUACUGUCGUAUUACAUAUUAUAUCCAUAUAUUCAUAAACACAUUUUUUCAAUUUUAUAAAACGCUGAAGAUGCCAAUAAAACAUUUUUAACAAAAAUUUUGUAUGUUUUACAGACGGUGCUUUUCUAAAUAUAGAAUAAAAAAUA